AUGAAAUUCAAAAUAACUUUCAAACCAAAGUUUUGGGCCUUUAUUUCAGCCAACCCUAUUUCCAUUCAGCAACCCAUUCCAAUCUACUCGUGCCAACCCUAUUCACAAUUUUUCUCACAAAAUACCCAGCCGAAAAAUACAAUACAUCAGCGAUCCAAAUAUUCCCAGAACACAAUUCCAGCAACACAUCCUCUUCUUUGUGAAGCAGAGCCCAGCCAGUACGCAGCCCAUCGCGAUCUAGACCAGCAGAUUCGGCAACGUGAGUCCACUCUCGCGCGUCGUCUCUCUCUUAUCCUCCAUAGGAAUAAUCUUCCAGGUGUGAAGAUCGUGUUAUUCCUUCGUACUUCGCUCAGAAAUCAGGCGGAGGCCAUUCUAUAUCUGUUGAGAACAUGGUGGGGUAUAGAUCCCUUCAACUCGUUCCCGUCUCAAUUUUGCUGCCCAGAAAAGAUGCAGGUUAAGGGACGGAUUGACGACUCUUGAAACGGUUUGGACAUCAGCGUUUCUCCAGACCAUUUGGUAGGUCCUCUUGAUUUCGAGGAUGCUGCAGUUUUAGUCUAGCCUUAGUUUUAGAAAAUCUAGUAGAUGUGGUCCCUGGAGUUUCUUUCUUUCUUUCAUUUCGAAGCUUUUGUAAUAAGGCUGUGUUUGGCAAACGUAUUUAUGAUAUAUUCUUAUUCUAUUUCAAAUUGAUUCUUAUGAUA
This is a messenger RNA of Solanum pennellii, 698 nucleotides long. RefSeq lists its product as uncharacterized. NCBI's taxonomy places the organism in Eukaryota, Viridiplantae, Streptophyta, Magnoliopsida, Solanales, Solanaceae. Bases 1 to 480 code for a protein of 159 amino acids. The transcript has 4 exons. The record is from RefSeq and is a predicted model, not a curated record.